AUGGCUAAUACCGCAAACACGCAGUCUUCCGAACGGACGCCCCUGAUUAACGACCGCCGCGAAGGCGACGACAGCGACGACUCCUCCCGGACGCCCCCAGGCCCUUCGCGCCUCCGCGAAAUCGUCCUCUUCGCCUGGGCCCUCCUCGCCACGGCAGCGCUCAUCGUCCUCGCAGUAUGGACCCAGCACCGGAGCUCGACAAAGUUCCCCAGGCCCACUGAGGGCAAGCGCAACCUCAUCUUCAUGGUCUCGGACGGCAUGGGCCCGGCCUCGCUCUCUCUGACGCGCAGCUUCCGCCAGCACGUCGAGGGCCUCCCUGAAGACGACGUCCUCACCCUCGACAGGCACUUCUGGGGCUCCUCCCGCACUCGCUCCUCAAACUCCCUCGUCACCGACAGCGCCGCCGGCGCCACCGCCUUCUCCUGCGGGAAAAAGAGCUACAACGGCGCAAUCUCCGUCCUCCCCGACUACGAGCCCUGCGGCACCGUCCUCGAGGCCGCCAAGCGCGCCGGCUUCAUGACCGGCCUCGUCGUCACCACCGACAUCACGGACGCCACACCCGCCUGCUUCGCCAGCCACGUCCUCACCCGUGCCAUGAACGACGACAUCGCCCUCCAGGAGGUCGGCGACGGUCCCCUCGGCCGCGUCGUCGACAUCAUGCUCGGUGGUGGCCGCUGCCACUUCCUCCCCAACGGCACCGACGGCAGCUGCAGACUCGACAACACCGACGUCGUCAAGAAGGCCCAGGACGAGUUCGGCUGGACCUACGCUGGCGACCGCGCGGGCUUUGACGCCCUCGAGGGCGGCGAAAAGGUCUCGUUCCCCCAGCUCGGUCUUUUCGCCCACUACGAUAUCCCCUUUGAGAUCGACCGCCGCAACAUGAGCGACGUCUACCCGAGCCUGAGCGAGAUGGCCGCUACGGCACUGCGCGCCCUCGAAAAGGCCACGGAGAACAGCGACAAGGGCUUCUUCCUCAUGAUCGAGGGCAGCAGGAUCGACCACGCCGGCCACAUCAACGACCCUGCCGCCCAGGUCCGGGAGGUCCUCGAGUACGACAAGGCUUUCAAACUCGUCUCCGACUUUGUCAAGGACAGCAAGACCGAGUCCCUCUUGGUGGCCACCAGCGAUCACGAGACCGGUGGCCUCGCUACUGCUUUGCAGGAGCCCGGACACCUCCCCGUCUACAACUGGUACCCCAAGGCCCUCGCAAAGGCCUCGGCCUCCGCCGAGCUUCUCUCCAAAAAGUUCCUGCAAAAAGUCGCCUCCACUAGCGGCAAGACCCUGAAUAAGGAGGAGCUCAAGCAAUGGGUCAACAAGGAGCUCGUCGUCCCCGGCCUCGGCAUCGACAACGCCCACCCGGAGGAGCUCCAGGCCCUCGUCGACCACCCCGAGGUCUCGGUCCUGACCUUCGCCGCCAUGAUCAGCCUUCGCGCCCACGUCGGCUGGAGCACCCAUGGCCACACGGCGCUUGACGUCAACGUCUACAGCACCGGCGGAGACGAGGCCCAGAAGAUCCGCGGCAACGUUGAGAACACGGACGUGGGCAAGUUCCUCCGCGGGUACCUCAAGGUCGACGUCGACGCCAUCACCGAGGAGUUGAAGGAGAAGAUGAACAAGAAGCAGCUCGGCGCCACGAACCUCCAGCAGCAGCAGAUGGCGGCCCUGGCUGAGGACCCCAGCACCUGGAGCCAACCCCAGGGCUUGGAGUACGCCCACCUGGUAAAGGCAGGAGCUGCAUAA
Messenger RNA from Colletotrichum paranaense, 1740 nucleotides. Its product is annotated as alkaline phosphatase. The transcript is spliced from 2 exons. Bases 1 to 1740 code for a protein of 579 amino acids. NCBI's taxonomy places the organism in Eukaryota, Fungi, Ascomycota, Sordariomycetes, Glomerellales, Glomerellaceae. Gene Ontology annotation, molecular function: alkaline phosphatase activity. The record is from RefSeq and is a predicted model, not a curated record. Gene Ontology annotation, biological process: dephosphorylation. Gene Ontology annotation, cellular component: fungal-type vacuole membrane.